Macadamia integrifolia is the source of this 2106-nucleotide messenger RNA. Its product is annotated as probable WRKY transcription factor 3. The transcript has 4 exons. Gene Ontology annotation, molecular function: DNA-binding transcription factor activity; sequence-specific DNA binding. The coding region runs from base 164 to 1717 and encodes 517 amino acids. NCBI's taxonomy places the organism in Eukaryota, Viridiplantae, Streptophyta, Magnoliopsida, Proteales, Proteaceae. The record is from RefSeq and is a predicted model, not a curated record. Gene Ontology annotation, biological process: regulation of DNA-templated transcription.
UCCAGAUCCAAAGAAGCAACCAAAGGAAAUAUGAGCACAGAGGGAAAACCCAGGAAGAUCUUCUCUCUCUAUCUCUAAAAGUCUUCUCGGUUGAUCGGUUUCAGAAGAAAGCCCCUAUUAAUGGCGGCUUAAGAGUUUAGACGAAAAGAGAGAAUUACCAAUAAUGGCAGAAAACGAGGGAGCUUCAAGAGCAACUGCUCCUCGUCGUCCCACGAUUGCUCUACCGCCACGUUCAUCGGUGGAGAAUCUCUUUAUCGGUGGAGCUGCUGGUACUAGCCCAGGUCCCUUGACGCUUGUUUCAAAUUUCUUCUCAGAUAAUGAUCCUGAGUCGGAUGUGCGGUCGUUUUCGCAGCUACUCGCUGGGGCUAUGGGUUCGCCGCUGGCAGUUACGGGGUUCAGACCAAGUUAUUCUAUGGAGAAUUCUACCAAGGAAAGAGAUUCGGAAGAUGGAGGUGAAAGAGAAUCACGAUUGAAGCAGAGUCGUCCUUUAAGUUUGUUGAUUGCUCCUUCGCCUUUGUUUACUGUUCCACCUGGUUUAAGCCCUGCUACUUUGCUUGAUUCACCUGGGUACUUCUCUCCUAAUCAGGGGCCCUUUGGAAUAUCCCACCAACUUGCCUUGGCGCACGUCACUGCUCAGGCUGCUCAGUCCCAAGCUCAGAUGCACCGGCAAGUUGAAUACCCAUCUUCUGUACCAGCUCCUCCAGCUUCACUGGAACAGCAUCCAUCCUUUCCUUCCGAUGCAACUACAAAUGAGCAUGCAACGUUAUCAUCAGAUUCCAAAAGUGCUAUAAGGGAACCAUCAGAAAUGUCUCAUUCUGAUCAGAGAUCCCAACUUGUUGCUGCUGAUAAGCCUGCUGCUGAUGGCUACAAUUGGCGAAAAUAUGGGCAGAAGCAGGUGAAGGGCAGUGAAUAUCCUCGGAGCUACUAUAAAUGCACGCAUCUCAGUUGUCCCGUCAAGAAAAAGGUUGAGCGUUCUCUUGAUGGCCAAGUAACUGAGAUUAUCUACAAGGGCCAGCACAACCAUCAACCACCUCAAUCAAACAAGCGUGGGAAAGAAAGUGGAAAUCCACAUGGAAACUCGCAUCAUCAGGGGAAUCCUGAAGUUGGUUCUCAGUUUCACUUUGAGGACUUAAACAAAUCAAGUGAGAUAUCUAGGAGAGAUCAGGAAUCUAGCCAAGCUACGCACGAACAAUUGUCUGGAAGCGAUGGUGAAGAAAUGGGUGAUUCUGAAACAAGAGCAGAUGAAGGGGAUGAAGAUGAACCUGAUCCUAAGAGACGGCACACAGAGGUACGGAUUUCAGAGGUGCCUUCCUCACACAAGACAGUGACAGAACCCAGGAUUAUUGUGCAGACAACCAGUGAAGUAGAUCUUUUGGAUGAUGGCUAUCGGUGGCGGAAGUAUGGCCAGAAAGUGGUCAAAGGGAAUCCUCAUCCAAGGAGUUAUUAUAAAUGUACAAAUUCUGGAUGUACUGUCCGCAAGCAUGUUGAGAGGGCUUCUGGUGACCCAAAAGCUGUCAUAACGAUGUAUGAAGGGAAACAUAAUCAUGAUGUGCCGGCAGCUAAAAACAGCAGUCACAACACAGCCAACAGUAACAUGCCACAGUUAAGACCACAAACUGUUGUGACUGAGAAGCAUCUCUUGCAUAGAACAGAUAUUGGCAACAAUAUUCAACAGCCUAUAGCAGUACUACGGUUAAAAGAAGAGCAAAUUACUUAAGUUUUGUGAGUCCUGAUGACAAGAACAAAGGUUACAAAGCACAAAGUGGAUGUGAAAAUUGACACCCAAGCAGGUGGUAGCUGUAAGCUUCCUUUUUUGUGUAGCAAAGUUCAUGCCAUAGGUUCUCACGAUUCUCUACCAACUAAAAAAAGAAGCAUACAAUUUGAAAAAGGAGAGAAAGGACCAACUGAAAGCUGGUAAGAAAACAUGGAUUGAGCACUGAUUAUUGCAGAAUGUAAACUAGUUGUGCAUGUUAUUGUAUCCAAUGAGUGAUGAUCUCAUAUGCGUUUUAGGUGCUGGUUGCGAUUCUGUUCUUUUGUACAUGGGAAUUCAGAAAUGAUGUUCUAUAUUGUCUUAUUUGGUAAUGGCUGUUGCAGUUUUUAGUCCCA